This is a messenger RNA of Molossus molossus (Pallas's mastiff bat), 1950 nucleotides long. It is a transcript of the gene HGFAC, whose product is annotated as HGF activator. Gene Ontology annotation, cellular component: extracellular region; rough endoplasmic reticulum. Gene Ontology annotation, biological process: zymogen activation; blood coagulation. The record is from RefSeq and is a predicted model, not a curated record. NCBI's taxonomy places the organism in Eukaryota, Metazoa, Chordata, Mammalia, Chiroptera, Molossidae. Gene Ontology annotation, molecular function: serine-type endopeptidase activity. Bases 1 to 1950 code for a protein of 649 amino acids. The transcript is spliced from 14 exons.
AUGGGGUGCUGGGUCCCCAGCCCCUGCCCCCCGCCUGCACUGCUCCCGCUCCUGCUCCUGCUGCUGGCGCCCCUUGGGGCCCAACCCCAGGCUGGCAGGAACCACACGGAGCCCCAGGGACCUAACGCCACAGUGCCCUCUGGGGCCCCCACUAUUCCUGGAACCUCCGUGACUCCCAUGACCUCACCCGCGAGCACCCCAGAGGCAGAGGAUCCCCGUGGGGAGGGGCUCACCUCCCCUCUCGGGGCGGCCCCCCCCAGCAGCCCAGGUCGGUCAGUGCUCACCGAGGACGGGCAGCCCUGCCGGUUCCCCUUCCGCUAUGGCGGCCGCCUGCUUCACGCCUGCACCUUGGAGGGACGUGCCCGCAGGAAGUGGUGCGCCACGACUCACAACUACGACCGUGACCGGGCCUGGGGCUACUGCGCGCAGCCCUCCGAGCCCCGGGAGGGCUCAGCCGCUCUGGAUCCCUGUGCCUCCAGCCCCUGCCUCAAUGGGGGUUCCUGCACCAGCACCCAGGACCCUGGGUCCUACCACUGCACAUGCCCCGUGGCCUUCGCUGGCAAGGACUGCGGCAUGGAGAAAUGCUUCGACGAGACCCGCUACCAGCACCUGGAGGCGGGAGAAAGCUGGGCCCGCGUGCACCAGGGCCGAGCGCAGCAGUGCGAGUGCGUGGGCGGCCGGGCGCAGUGUGAGGACACGCCCCACACAGCUUGCCAGAGCAGCCCGUGUCUGAACGGGGGCACCUGCCACCUGGUUGUGGCCACCGGGACCACUGUGUGCGCCUGUCCUCCAGGCCACGCCGGGAGGCUCUGCAACAUCGUGCCUGCCCAGACCUGCUUCGUGGGAAACGGCACCGAGUACCGGGGCGUGGCCAGCACAGCAGCCUCGGGCCUCAGCUGCCUGGCCUGGAACUCCGACCUGCUGUACCAAGAGCUACACGUGGACUCCGUGGGCGCCGCGGCCCUGCUCGGCCUCGGCCCCCAUGCCUACUGCCGGAACCCCGACAAGGACGAGCAGCCCUGGUGCUACGUGGUGAAGGACCAGGCUCUCUCCUGGGAAUACUGCCGCCUGGCGGCCUGCGAAUCCCUCGCCAGAAUCGAGCAGCCACCCACCCAGGCCCUGCUGACCCUGUCUGGGCACGCCCCGGCUGGACGCCACACCUGUGGCAGGCGGCACAAGAAGAGGAACUUCCUCCGGCCUCGCAUCAUCGGGGGCUCGUCCUCGCUGCCCGGCUCCCACCCCUGGCUGGCCGCCAUCUACAUCGGGGACAGCUUCUGUGCUGGGAGCCUCGUCCACACCUGCUGGGUGGUGUCUGCCGCCCACUGCUUCUCCAACAGCCCCCGCAGGGAGAGUGUCUCGGUGGUCCUGGGUCAACACUUCUUCAACCGCACCACGGACGUGACACAGACGUUUCGCAUUGAGAAGUACAUCCCGUACCCCCUGUACUCGGUGUUCAACCCCAGUGACCAUGACCUUGUCCUGAUCCGGCUGAAGAAGAAGGGGGACCGCUGUGCUGUCCGCUCCCAGUUCGUCCAGCCCCUCUGCCUGCCUGAGCCCAGCAGUCCCUUUCCUGCCGGGCACAAGUGCCAGAUUGCGGGCUGGGGCCACCAAGACGAGAACGUGAGUGGCUACUCCAGCUCCCUGCAGGAGGCGCUGGUGCCCCUGGUGGCCGACCACAAGUGCAGCAGCCCCGAGGUGUACGGGGCGGACAUCAGCCCCAACAUGCUGUGCGCUGGCUACUUCGACUGCAAGUCUGACGCCUGCCAGGGGGACUCAGGUGGGCCCCUGGUCUGCGAGAAGAACGGGGUGGCCUACCUGUACGGCAUCAUCAGCUGGGGUGACGGCUGCGGGCGGCUCAACAAGCCUGGCGUCUACACCCGUGUGGCCAAGUAUGUGGACUGGAUCAACGACCGGAUUCGGCCCCCUAAGCGGCCUUCGGAUACCUCCUGA